AUGACACCAUCUAUAGCCCUCGAUGCCACCGGUGCAUGCUCAAACUCCUUCCCCUCCACGAAAUCUACCUCACCCCCAGACUCCUUCCACAGACUCGUUGCAGACCUCUCCAGAAUCCUCGGACCAUCUUCUGGCCUCACAUCCGCCGAUGUAGAUGUAGAGGAACCUCAAUCCUUAAUGGAAAACUACAUAUCCAACGAAGACGAAUGGAAACAAUAUGCAUUUGCGGAUCUAAGUAGAGGCUACACCAGAAAUUUGGUCGAUGAAGGGAAUGGAAAAAGUAACCUGUUAAUCCUCGUCUGGACUCCCGGAAAAGGCUCCCCACUCCAUGACCACGCCGACGCGCACUGUCUCAUGAAAGUCCUCUCAGGAACCCUCACCGAAACACGCUACACAUUCCCCUCUACCAGCAUCCGGCAAUCCUCCCUCUCCUCCGAUACCCAACCCAUCCCCGCUCCACCCACAAUAAUAAAAACCACCACCUACACCACCAACCAAGUAACCUACAUGUCAGACAAUCUCGGACUCCACAAAAUCUCCAAUCCGUCGCCUCACAGUGUAGCAAUGUAA
Messenger RNA from Sclerotinia sclerotiorum 1980 UF-70, 570 nucleotides. RefSeq lists its product as hypothetical. Lineage: Eukaryota; Fungi; Ascomycota; Leotiomycetes; Helotiales; Sclerotiniaceae. Gene Ontology annotation, biological process: L-cysteine catabolic process. The coding region runs from base 1 to 570 and encodes 189 amino acids. The transcript is spliced from 3 exons. The record is from RefSeq and is a predicted model, not a curated record. Gene Ontology annotation, molecular function: cysteine dioxygenase activity; ferrous iron binding.